AUGAUGAACCACGUUCCAUGUCUUGUGAUCCGAGGGAUCUGCGACUACGCCGACUCUCACAAGAAUAAUCGAUGGCAACGCUACGCCUCGGCCACCGCCGCUGCUUACGCCAAGGAGCUUCUGGAGUACGUGCCGGCUGCGGAGGUCCAGGAGACCAAGAGGGCAAUAGAAGUGCUUCUGUUAGUUCAACAACAGAUCGAUUGCGUGCAGCAGACGACGGUUGCAACGAAAGCGGCAACUGAUUCCAUCAGGCCUGACCAUCAUACCGAUAAUAUCAAGCGCUGGCUUUGUCCCCAGGAUCCGUCUACAAACGCCAACCACGCGAGGACGCUCCGCCAUGAGGGGACAAUGUCUAGUCCGGAAUUGGGUCAUGUCCAGCUGCUUUAUACCAGUCGACCGGAAACUGGGUUCCUGCGCGACAUUCACCCUUUGAUAGCAAAGCAAAUCUGCCUAUCACUUAACACGCAGGAUGUCAACUCCGAUAUACGAUCGUGGGUCACAGCACAACUUUCUCAACGGCAGGAUUUUAAAGAGAAACCCUUGUCCCAGGAUCUCCUCCAGGGGAUCCGGAGAAAGGUUGUCGACGGGGCCGACGGGAUAUGA
Penicillium diatomitis is the source of this 603-nucleotide messenger RNA. RefSeq names its product PfsNACHT and Ankyrin domain protein. Gene Ontology annotation, biological process: nucleoside metabolic process. Bases 1 to 603 code for a protein of 200 amino acids. The transcript has 2 exons. The record is from RefSeq and is a predicted model, not a curated record. Gene Ontology annotation, molecular function: catalytic activity. Lineage: Eukaryota; Fungi; Ascomycota; Eurotiomycetes; Eurotiales; Aspergillaceae.